AAAAAAAAAAAAUUUAAUAUACAUAUAUACAUCAAAAUAUUUUACAAUUUUUAAUUUUUUAAUUUGAUUAUUUUAAUUUAACUUUUUCUUUUUAAAAAAAUAAAAUAAAAAAUACGAUGACUCAAAUUCAUAUUUCCCCGAUGGAAAGUGUACCUUCAUCACCUAAUGUAGAAAAUCGUAUUACUUUUGAAAGUGUUCGUCAAUGGAAACUUGAACAAGUUUCUUAUUGGUUACAAGAAAAUAAUUUUAAAGAAUAUCAGAAAAUAUUUGCUGAAAAUGAUAUCAACGGUGACGUUUUACUCGAAUUGGAUCACGAAAUUCUUAAAGAAUUAAAAAUAAAAUCCAUUGGUGAACGCAUAAGAAUCUUAUUGGCCGUAAAAUCACUACUAAAAAGUUGUAUGGGAAACAACAUUUAUUCAAAAUUACUGUACAAGGAAUUAAGUACACCAGAAACCGAUAAAUUUUCUUUUUCUAUGUCACUUACCAGAUCUGAUUCGCUGCCAAAAGUGGUUCGUAAAAAUUCAAGCCAUCGAAUUACCAGUGAUAUACCAAAAUCACCCUCAUCUAAUAAACAAAUCCAAGAGACUACAAUAAUGUCCAUUGAAAGUGUCAAACAGAAGUGUAUUAAAGUAAUUGGGGAGGAUGGACAAUCUUCACGUAUUAUUCCAAUAAAUAACGUUAGUGAUGCCAAAUCUAUUCUUGCAAAAGUUUUACAAAAGUUUAAUAUCAAGGAUGAUGUUGAAAGAUAUUCAUUAUUUACAACCUUAAGUGAUUCUGGAUCAGCAAGGUGUUUAACAGAUGAGGAAGUUGAAACAAUAUGUAAAAGUGUAGAUCGUCCAGAAAGAGAAAGAUUAUUUUUGAGAAAGAAACAUCUUCCAAUGAAUCAUGAAACAUUUAAGAAACAGAUGAGAGAUAAGAAAUUGGCAAAUUUUUUUGGAGAAAAACCACCAAGUAUACCACAAGGACAACAAGUUGGAAUAUCACAAAAGAAAUUGAGAAAUUUCUUUGGACAAAGACCUCCAUCAGAAUUAAUUUCAUUAAAUCUUACAGAAUACUUUCCUGGUCAUAAUAGUGAAGAGUUAGAACGUAGUGUUAGAAAUUCUAUGAGAAGAGCUUCUAUGGCAUCUAAAUCAUCUUUUGGACUUAGAUCAAAACGUACUUCGAGACUUUUUGAUGACAGUUCAAGGAGAUCAAGUUUAUUGCCUCAUUUGAAUGAUAAUCCUGAUGAAACCAUUGCUGAAGAAGAAUUUGAAGGGUUUGAUAGUUUUGAAGAAGAAGAGGAUGAUCAACUUAAUUUAUUUGAAGAAGCAUUUACCAAGACAGUAUUUAAGUGGAUAAAGGGAGCUUUAAUUGGGAUGGGAUCUUUUGGUUGUGUAUACUUGGGACUUAAUUCUAUUACAGGAGAAUUGAUGGCAAUUAAACAAGUUGAAUUACCAACUGGACAAUCUGCAAAUGAACAGAGGAAGAAAUCCAUGUUGGAUGCAUUACAAAGAGAAAUUUCACUUUUACAAGAGUUACAUCAUGAAAACAUAGUGCAAUAUCUUGGAUCACAACAUGAUGAGGAAACUUUAAAUAUUUUCUUGGAAUAUGUCCCAGGUGGAUCUGUAGCUACAAUGCUUAAUAAUUAUGGACCGUUAGAAGAAACAUUGGUUAGAUCAUUUAAUAGACAAAUUUUACAAGGAUUAAAUUAUCUUCACGAAAAAGAUAUUAUUCAUCGCGAUAUCAAAGGGGCUAACGUUUUAGUCGAUAAUAAGGGAGGUAUCAAAAUAUCCGAUUUUGGUAUAUCAAAGAAAGUAGAAGAUCAAAUUAUGGCAACUGCAUCUGUUAGUAGGCCUUCAUUGCAGGGAUCUGUAUUUUGGAUGGCACCAGAAGUUGUUAAACAAACUUCAUAUACAAGUAAAGCUGAUAUAUGGAGCUUAGGAUGUUUAAUUGUAGAAAUGUUUACAGGAACUCAUCCAUAUCCACAAUUUACUCAGAUGCAAGCAAUAUUUAAGAUUGGAGUUGAAUCUAUUUCACCAGAAAUACCUGAAGGAAUAUCAAAUGAAGCAAAAGAAUUCUUGAAAAAGACCUUUGAAUCAAACCAUGAUGAAAGACCAACGGCUAAAGUUCUUUUAACUCAUCCAUUUGCCGCAUCAACGUCAAAACAAUUAUCUCCUUAACUUUGACGUGUGCAUGCAUUUGAGAUUAACCACAUAGGGAUUAAUUGACCAAUCAAAAUGCAUCAUGAUCAAAACAUUUGGCAAUUUUUUAAUUUUUAAUAGUUAGUUUAUGAUAAUAAUUUAAAUUAAUAAUCGUAACGAUUUAUUUAUAAAUCAUUUAUAAUUAUUUUCGAUAAACCAUAAAGUUUGAUUACUUAAUAAUUUACUUACGUUUUCUUUAUUAUAAUAUCAUUUAGUUAAUUUAUUG
Rhizophagus irregularis DAOM 181602=DAOM 197198 is the source of this 2406-nucleotide messenger RNA. RefSeq lists its product as uncharacterized. Gene Ontology annotation, molecular function: protein binding; ATP binding; protein kinase activity. The record is from RefSeq and is a predicted model, not a curated record. NCBI's taxonomy places the organism in Eukaryota, Fungi, Glomeromycota, Glomeromycetes, Glomerales, Glomeraceae. Gene Ontology annotation, biological process: signal transduction; protein phosphorylation.